Molecule: messenger RNA, 2130 nt
Organism: Owenia fusiformis
Lineage: Eukaryota; Metazoa; Annelida; Polychaeta; Sabellida; Oweniidae
Source: the annotation of a GenBank genome assembly
UACCUCUACCACCUCCUGGAACAGAUUGAUAGUCAUGUAUCCUCGGUUUGUUUAUCUCGUGUUUGAAAGAUGUAGUCUCUCUAAUGAAUGAUCUUUCUGUAACAAUGAGCACAAGGCAAUAUAAUCGUUAACAUGUCAAUAGUAAACCUGGGUGUUCAAGAGCCAACAGAAUACAAUACAUUCAGUAGAUGCAGGAUUAUCCACUGGCAACAAAGGUGACAUAAGGUUUAUUAGCAGUCAUGAUGUCAGAGGAACAAAUGAUCGAUGGAGACACGUCUGGUUUGCUGGAAGAAGAUGAGGAUGGAUUACAGCUAGAACUCCAAGAGCCCCUGGUGCCCACGCAACAGUCAGAGCCCUCUAGUGGGAGCCAUGGAUCAGCAUCCUAUGUUAUAUUUGCCUCCAUGAUGGCUGCCCUGGGAGGACUUCUAUUUGGAUAUGAUGUUGGUAUUAUAUCUGGUGCACUACUUCAACUGAGGGAGGUGUUUAACAUGACCUGUUUCCAGCAAGAGAUGGUGGUCAGUUCCAUGUUGAUGGGGGCCCUAUUGGGAUCUUUACUUGGAGGUUUUCUUGUUGAUCACUAUGGUAGGAGACUGUCUAUCAUCAUCAAUGCCCUGGUCUUCAUCCUUGGUGCCAUCAUCCUAGCUCUGGCUCCUAACUACCCAGUUCUGAUUGUAGGGAGAAUCCUAGUGGGCUUUGCAGUGUCAUUGUCAGCCAUUGCAGAAUGUGUUUACAUAUCGGAGAUAGCACCUGCUCGUAGAAGAGGUUUACUAGUCUCUCUGAAUGAGUUAGGCAUAACUCUAGGCCUCCUACUGGCAUACCUGGUCAACUACCUCUUUAUCAAUACAGAGAAUGGCUGGAGGUACAUGUUUGGCCUAUCUGCAGUUGCAGCGGCCAUACAAGGAAUAGGGAUGAUUUUUCUGCCACAAAGUCCACGAUUUCUUAUGCUAAAGAAACAGGAACAAAAGGCUAGGACAGUGCUCCAGAAGUUACGCUGUAGUAAUUCAGUGGAUCGAGAGUUAAAUGGCAUGAGAAUCUCAAUUGCCGCAGAGCAGAGCCACAGCCUGUUUGACCUGUUUAGUUCAGCUGAUAACAUGAGAGGUAGAAUGUUCAUUGGAACAGGCAUCAUCUUUUUUCAGCAGUUCACAGGGCAACCUAAUGUGUUGUACUAUGCUCCCACUAUAUUCCUAUCAUUAGGUUUCCACAACAGUUCAGCUGCUACCCUAGCAACAGUUGGCCUGGGAACAGUAAAGGUCAUAUCUACAAUAGUGUCAUUGCUUUCUGUUGACAAGGCUGGAAGAAGAAAAUUCUUGAUAGGUGGCGCUUUGGGGAUGAUGUUCAGUAUAUUGUUACUAGCUGUUCUCACGCAAUCCCUGCCACAAGACAUGCAAGUGAAAGAUUGUAACAGAAAUUCAGUAAUCGCAGUAAAUAGAACAUCAAAUGGAAGUUCAUUGAUUAUAGACUUCCCCGAUGAUUCACUAAAGACAGCAGAUCAAGCUAAACUUUAUAGAAGAUCUGUAAACAACUCUAGUGAACUCUAUCACACAACUCAAGACCCAGAUGAGAGUGAUUCAACCAAGAAGGGGGCUGGACCCACAACUGUAUUGCCAUUUGACCUGAACACUGAUUUUGCUGUUGCCACGGCAAAAUGGGCUGCAUUGUUUGCACUCAUGGUCUAUGUGGCUUCAUAUGCAAUGGGAUUUGGACCAGUGUCAUGGCUAGUACUAAGUGAGAUAUUCCCUGCAUCAAUCAAAGGACGUGCAAUUGCCAUGACAACUGUGUUUAACUGGGGAACAAAUCUUGUUAUUUCAAUGACAUUUCUAAACCUGAUAAAAACAAUAGGUAUAGGCUGGUUGUUCACUGGCUACGCUUUUGUCUGCUUUAUCGCAACAUGUUUUAUAUUUUCUUUUGUCCCAGAGACAAAAAAUCGAAGUUUAGAGCAAGUAUCAAAUGAAAUGAAGAGUAGUUCUGCUUUAAAAAGAAUGGUGGCAAAUUGUCAGAUGGUCCCAUGUUUCAAGCCUUGUGAAACAAGUGGAAAUGUUGUCAUUUCUUCAUCAGAUUAUGAGCAAGUGUCAGAGCAGACUUCUGCAACAUAAGUUAAUUGUCCCGUUGUGAAAGAAAUGAUGGUCCCCC